UAGAGAAGAGGUAUUGAGAUGGCGUCAACAUAUUCAUGGACUGCUCUCACCUCCUCUCAUUGCCUAAACCAACAAUCGCCUUUCUUCCCUUCUGGUUCUCUCUCAUGCAAAAUCUCAGUCCCUUCCCGCCGUCUUUCCAAGGCCAAAAGGUCGUUGAUAGUGACAGCAAUAUUGGACGCCAAGCCUACCAUCCUGGUCGCCGAGAAGCUCGGAGAAGCAGGUCUUGAGCUGCUCAAGAGCUUCGCCAACGUCGACUGCUCCUACAACCUCAGCCCCGAGGAGCUCUGCACCAAGAUCUCCCUCUGCGACGCCUUGAUCGUCCGGAGCGGCACCACCGUUAGCCGCGACGUGUUCGAGUCCUCCGGAGGCCGGCUGAAGGUGGUGGGACGCGCCGGCGUCGGGAUCGACAAUGUCGACUUGUCGGCCGCCACGGAACAUGGAUGCCUUGUCGUCAACGCCCCGACCGCCAAUACUAUUGCGGCCGCCGAGCAUGGGAUUGCUCUGCUCACUGCCAUGGCGCGUAACAUCGCUCAGGCUGAUGCUUCUGUUAAAUCUGGGAAGUGGCAGAGGAGCAAGUAUGUUGGGGUGUCCCUAGUGGGGAAAAUACUUGCUGUGAUGGGGUUUGGAAAGGUUGGAUCAGAAGUUGCUAGGAGAGCGAAAGGGCUCGGAAUGCACAUUGUUGCGCACGAUCCAUAUGCACCAGCAGAUCGUGCCCGCUCAAUAGGCGUGGAGCUAGUUAGCUUUGAUGAAGCCAUUUCAACUGCAGAUUUUAUUUCCCUGCAUAUGCCUCUCACCCCUGCUACUUCCAAGAUGUUCAAUGAUGAAGCAUUUAGUAGAAUGAAAAAGGGAGUUCGGAUUGUCAAUGUUGCCCGUGGGGGAGUCAUUGAUGAGGAAGCUCUACUUAGGGCCUUGGAUUCUGGGAUUGUUGCUCAGGCGGCACUUGAUGUGUUCACUGAGGAACCACCACCGAAAGACAACAAGUUGGUUCUGCAUGAAAACGUGACUGCAACUCCUCAUCUUGGUGCUAGCACAUCUGAGGCUCAGGAAGGAGUGGCACGUGAAGUGGCGGAAGCUGUACUUGGGGCCCUGAAAGGUGAACUUGCAGCCACUGCUGUGAAUGCACCAAUGGUCCCUGCAGAGGUUUUGUCGGAACUGGCACCAUAUGUUUCAUUAGCAGAAAAGUUGGGAAGGCUGGUGGUUCAACUGGUUGCAGGAGGAAGUGGCAUAAAAUCAAUAAGGAUAACUUAUGCAUCUUCUAGAAGUCCAGACGAUCUCGACACUCGUCUGCUACGUGCAAUGGUUACAAAGGGUCUAAUAGAGCCAAUUUCAAGUGUUUUUAUCAAUCUGGUUAACUCUGACUUCAUAGCCAAACAGAGAGGACUAAAGAUAACAGAGGAAAUAAUCUUGUUAGACGGCUCACCAGAGAAUCCAUUGGAGUUCAUUCAGGUUCAAAUUGCCAAUGUCGAAUCGAGAUUCGCCAGUGCCAUUUCGGAUUCAGGCGAGAUUAAAGUUGAGGGAAGAGUUAAAGAUGGAAAACCUCAUUUGACCAAAGUGGGGUCGUUUGAUGUUGAUGUGAGCCUUGAAGGAAGCAUAAUAUUAUGCAGGCAAGUUGAUCAGCCAGGUUUGAUUGGGAAAGUUGGGAGUAUCCUGGGAGAAGAGAAUGUAAACGUGAGUUUCAUGACUGUUGGGAGGAUUGCUCCUCGGAAACAAGCUGUCAUGACCAUUGGUGUUGAUGAUGAACCCAGCAGGGAAGCACUCAAGAAAAUUGGAGACAUAUCGUCCAUUGAAGAGUUUGUUUUCCUCAAGUUGUAAGGAAGUUAAUUUACUCAUCACUAUUGUCAAAAUCUGUUUUAUAAUAAAUUCUUGAGAAAUUCGUUUGGUAGAUAGUUUUUGGCACGAUAGUUUUGUUUCAUAAUGCAAUAUCCAUUUUGUGAUCAUAUUGCAUAGCUCCUUAUCAGUAUGUGUUUGAAGUGUUAACAGUAAGAACUGCAUAUUUCUCUAGUCAGUGUGUACACCCCCUUAAAUCUCUUUUAUCAAUCCCUCCACUUUGA
This is a messenger RNA of Morus notabilis, 2051 nucleotides long. RefSeq names its product D-3-phosphoglycerate dehydrogenase 3, chloroplastic. Gene Ontology annotation, biological process: L-serine biosynthetic process. Gene Ontology annotation, cellular component: chloroplast stroma. The record is from RefSeq and is a predicted model, not a curated record. Gene Ontology annotation, molecular function: phosphoglycerate dehydrogenase activity; NAD binding. The coding region runs from base 19 to 1812 and encodes 597 amino acids. Lineage: Eukaryota; Viridiplantae; Streptophyta; Magnoliopsida; Rosales; Moraceae. The transcript is spliced from 5 exons.